AUGCAGCAUGAGACACACCGUGUGCCGGUGACAGCACUCGCCUUCUGGGACGACGAUGUAGUGCUCACGGGAGAGGGCGGUCUUCUUCGAGCCUACAAUAUUAAAACAAGAAGAUUACUCGCUUCAGCACAACUUUUUCGAGGCCAAGCUAUUCAUGGGGUCAUUACGCGGUCUGGGAACACCUCUGGAGGAGAGCUGUUAGUACAUGGCGGCCAUGACAUUUGCCGUGUACGCCUUGUAAGGCAGUCCACUUCCAGCAUAGACAUCGAGGUCGGCGAAGUCGCGAAGGCCGAUGACUGGAUUCUUCAUGCUGCCUUCUCUCCUCAAGCACUGAACAAUGGUGGCGACUUCACAGCAGCAAUCGUAACAGCGCACAACGCCCUGAUUCUGGUCAAGCCCAGGCACACAAACAACCGAAACGAUCUGAGGCUAAGUCUGGAGCCCGUAGUCUCGGGUUCCAAUUGCAUUCUCUACUGCGCACAAGUAACAUGGCUAAGUGCUUCCCAUUGUCUCAUUGCGUCCGGCACUGCUUUUGGAGACAUCGUCGUCUGGUCGUGCUUUCUACGGCAAGAUGGCGACGCUCUCCCUGCUUCACAUCAAACGCACUACGCGUUUCCCGCGCAUGAAGGAUCAGUCUUUGGUGUUGAGCUGUCUACCUCGGAUGCAGCCAAAGCAGUCGGCGACUACCAGCAUCUGCUAGCCUCAUGCUCUGAUGAUCGCACAAUACGCUUGUGGGAUGUGUCUGACCUCAGUCUGCAAGCUCCUGAGAUCUCAGAUCAACAACAGGAGACUGGCUUCGGUGCAAAAAGUGUUGAAGGCUAUGGCCCACCUUUACUGGCCAAGGUCAUGGGCCAUGUUUCCAGGAUCUGGCAUGUACGAUUCUUCCAUCAGCAGCCCGAAGGCGAGGUCUACGUGCUGUCAUUCGGAGAGGAUGCCCAUUGUAUAACCUGGAGGCUGGAGGCUGCAAAAGCCGAGGAGACCAACGCAUCUCAAAAGUUGACCCAGGUGAACGCAGAAAGACUGCACAAUGGCAAAAACAUCUGGUCACUCGCGGUCCACAACGACUCGCAGAUUAUCACUGGAGGCGCUGAUGGUGCGCUAGCUUCGUUCCACUUCACCGAUGUAAAGUCUCUACUGUCUCGACAGGGCGAGGUGUCACCCUACCCGCAGACAAUCACGACUGGCAGCAACUAUCGAUCAUAUGGUUUCAUCAGCCAAAAUAGCCUCAUAGCAACCGACGAUCAGGGACAAGUCCAUCUACUGGGCCUGGACAACGGAAGCUGGCAAGCUAGGAUAAUUUUUGACUGCCUGCCCGAGCUUCGUGGAUACUCUGCCAUUGCCAGUGCAUCGGGGUUGGCUUUCGUUGCAGUGUCGCAAGGUUCGGUUUAUUCCUGCACGGAGCACGCAAGUGACUUGCAGCCUCUACUUACUACAGAACGAAAGGUGGCUGGGCUGUUCGUUGCGGGACACUACUACGAUGCGUCCGCCCCUUGUCCGAGGGAUCUGGACCUGUUGAUUACCAACGUCGGAAGCAGCAUUGUCUUGUACUGCCAGCAUGGUGAACCUGCUACCGGCGAAGGGAAGCUGAGCCUUCCAGAUGGAUUCGUUGUGACUAGCUUUACCACAUAUCAUAGCGGGGCCGACGAGCAUAUCAUUGUGCUUGGCUCGAGAGGUGGUUCGAUCGCCGUGUACAGAAGGUACCGGCAGGACGAGCUUCUGUCGCCGUCCGUCGUGAGCACAAAUGUGCACAGCGAAGAGACUGUCACUAAGCUUGUUCUUUCAGAGCCACCAGACAACAAGCCUAGCAACAAGCUCUGGCUCUUUUCAACUGGCCGCGAUGGCACAUUUGCGGCCCAUGAAAUCCGACUGGACGAUACUGAUAUCGCACUGGCGACUCGACAUCAAUUGCAGCUGCCGUUCGGUCCCAACAUAGAAGGCUGCGAAGUAAAUGCUCAAGGCAACAUCCGGGUCUGGGGAUUUCGAGGCAAACAAUUCGUUGUUCUCGACGUGACGAUACAACAAGAGAUCAUGUCCAUAGAGUGCGGUGGCGUGCAUCGCAACUGGGCAUUCCAGAGCAGUGAAGCCGGCGGCACUUUCGUCUGGACGAAAGCUUCCAAGCUAUACUUCGCGCACCAGGAGCAUCUUCCUAACCAAACCGUCAACUCAGGUGGUCAUGGCAGAGAAAUGAAGUGUAUCGCCACAUCGCCUGUUGAUCCUGGACUCUUUGCAACCGGCGCAGAAGACACAGACAUCAAGCUGAACAGGUGUGAAAAUGGUAGCUUCAGGUGUAUCCAUACACUCCAGAAGCACGUCACCGGCAUUCAGCACCUCCAAUGGUCCUCGGAUGGACAGUACCUCUUCUCCAGCGGCGGCUUCGAACAGUUCCUAGUCUGGCGUAUCACCACAGACAUCCCUCAGCUUGAUCUCGGCGUGAUCUGCGCGUCUCGACACCCCAAGAGCGGCACAUCAGACUUGCGGAUCAUGAGCUUCGACGUUGCAGACCAGAAAGCUCACGAUAAAGACGCGAUGUUCCGCAUCACAAUGGUCUACUCGGACUCCACCGUUCGCUGUUGGCAGUAUCACGACGGAACAUGGAUCCUCCUAGCAGAAGGCGAUUACCUUACAUCGUGUCUGACUCAAUACUUGCACGGUGCCGAUCACGAACGAUUCAUUACAGCGAGUACCGAUGGAAUCCUCACAACCUGGUUGACGGAUAACAAGCAGAAGAAAUUGAAAUGGAAGCAGAGACACAAAGUCCACCAAAGUGCAAUCCUGAGCACAGUCCAGCUAAGCUUUGCAGCAGUGGGCACUUUGAUACUCACCGGCGGCGACGACAACGCGAUCGGGAUCACACUAGUUGCAGAGUCAGAGCCACAGACGUUGUUCCGGACAUUGCUCAUACCGCGUGCUCACGCGGCGGCUGUGACGGCGCUUGCCAUUGUGGCCGUCAGCGAGGGUCACUUCUGGUUUGUAUCGGCGAGUAUCGAUCAGCGCGUGAAGCUGUGGCAGGUGGAGCUCGACCACAGGAAGAAAGGCAGCGACAUGAUCGAUGUGAAGCUCGUGGCGAACGUCUUUACUGCUGUUGCUGAUGUGUCGAGUAUGGAGCAGAUUCGAUGCGAGGAUGGGCAGGAGGGAUUGUUGGUUGCUGGGGUUGGGUUGGAUGUUUGGAAGGUGCCACGGCUCGAAGAUGGGAGUGAAAGCGGUUGA
Molecule: messenger RNA, 3207 nt
Organism: Fulvia fulva
Lineage: Eukaryota; Fungi; Ascomycota; Dothideomycetes; Mycosphaerellales; Mycosphaerellaceae
Product: Regulator of Ty1 transposition protein 10
Exons: 1
Coding region: 1-3207 (1068 amino acids)
Biological process (GO): tRNA methylation
Cellular component (GO): cytoplasm
Molecular function (GO): protein binding
Source: RefSeq, a predicted model, not a curated record